AUGUCUAAUGUGGAUUGGGACCCUAAUGAGAUAAUCGUUAAAGCAGAAGCGGAGUCAAUAGCAUGGAAAAAGGCCCAGGAACGUCUGGAGAUGGCAUAUCCCCACACAGAAACCCACGUGGAAAUAUCCGUGUUAGGCGAUAUAUGGGAUAUCACCUCUUCAGGCAGAGCUGGAAGCUCUCAUUUGGGCUAUGCAAUGUAUGUUAAGGACUGGAAAUUAACAAUGGUGUUUCAGACGGACUGUUCCGAUGUGGUGAAGAUGAUAUCUAAACCAGAGGAGUGGCCGGCUUUCUCAUUACUACUUGAAGAGGUUGACAGAUGUAAGAGGAGAUUCAAUUCUUUCUCCAUCAUGCAGAUACCAAGGACGGAAAACACGAAGGCAGACAAGCUAGCACGGAGUGAUCGAGCUCUACCUACUAAUGUGUACUAUGUAAACUCUGUUUCACCAGUUUGGAUUUCCGAACUGUUUUAG
Microthlaspi erraticum is the source of this 471-nucleotide messenger RNA. The record is from the annotation of a GenBank genome assembly. Lineage: Eukaryota; Viridiplantae; Streptophyta; Magnoliopsida; Brassicales; Brassicaceae.